UUCCUGCCCCCCUUCCUGCCUGUCCCGGUGCCCGCAGCCCGCAGCGCGGGGUCGGAGCCGCCGUACAGCGAGAGGGCGCCUCUCCCUGGCGCGGUGUUUAUCUUCGCCCUCAGCCCGGGCCCGGAGACGGGACAGAGGGUGAGGAACCGGGUUCCAAGCCGAGCCGAGGUUUGCUGCUGAUAGCAGAAGUAAUUGCCGUUACAAAAUUGACAUCUUUGAUUGAGUAUUGAUAUGGACAGUGUUUCCGCAGGCUCUUCUCUGCAGUUUCUCGCCAAACUGCUUUGUGAUGGUCAGGAAGAUGAUGAUGAUGAAGAAAAUGUGCCACACUGUUCCGUUAGCGCUAUGACUCCUGGUGGUAUUGGACCAGUAAAGAAAGAGGCCACUGGUUCCUUUCAAGUGAAAUCUGAAAACAGGAAUACUAUUUGGAAUACGGAGGAAGUCCCAGAAGGAUCUGAAUUUGAUGAUACCUGGGACCCUAGAGAACAGCCAGAGUAUCAGAUUUUAUUCAAACAGUGUGUGGGAACAGAGGACGUAUUCUUUGGGAUGAGCAGGAAAGACCCCUCCACAGCCUGCUGUGAAGAUAUGGUGAUUAAAAUCAAGCUGCCAGAGACAAAGUACUCAGACAUCACUUUAGAUAUCCAGGACAAGGUUCUUGACCUUCGAACUCCCAAAAAGAAGCUGCUGCUGCACCUCCCUUACCAUGUAGACAGCAAGAAUGGUAAAGCUCGUUUUCUUUCUGAAGAGGAGACCUUGGAAGUAACCUUGAGAGUAUCAAGGGAGUUUGAUUUCAUAAAUUUUGCCUGAUAGACAGAGAAAUGGAGAAAGUUUGCAAAAAUCUCUCAGUUUGAAGUCAUCUUGAAACUGGUGAUGUAAUAGUAGAUUGUUUCCUUUGAACAGUGUAGGGGAAUAUCCUUGGAAAAAUGGAAUAAGUCAGGAGGAACAUAGCACCUGAAGUUUCUCUAAGCUGAGGCUGUCCUGCUCUUACGCUGCUUUGGUUCAUGUCCUGCUCCCUUCAGACUGAUACAGGCUCUGUAAAUGAGAAAAUGGGAGAUUACGAUUCUGUAAGCUAGAGAAAGUCUUUUUUGUGGCUACGGCUGGUAAGUAGCACAGUGAGGCUCUGGCCAGUGAGUCUUGCGCUUAGUUACUGUUGCAAGACUUCAAGUGGUAAUAUUCUUGCUUGGCCUCCAAUGCUAGGACAGGCUAGUUCAGCAUCUCCUCUUAGCUACUUCUUGAUGAGAAGAUCAAAGCUCUUCAGGGAUCUGUAUCCACGGAUCUGAGGCUCCUUUACACUGGCUGAACAACGUAACCAACUAUAGUUAGACUGUUGAGUAGCUCAGCUCUUUUCUGUCAAUGUAUGGUUCAGUGUCAUCUAUUCACCUGUUGUCCCUACAGUAUUUUUCUCAACUUUCUUAAUUAAU
This is a messenger RNA of Cuculus canorus (common cuckoo), 1418 nucleotides long. RefSeq names its product dynein axonemal assembly factor 6 (gene DNAAF6). The coding region runs from base 232 to 804 and encodes 190 amino acids. Lineage: Eukaryota; Metazoa; Chordata; Aves; Cuculiformes; Cuculidae. Gene Ontology annotation, molecular function: dynein intermediate chain binding; protein-folding chaperone binding. Gene Ontology annotation, cellular component: cytoplasm. The record is from RefSeq and is a predicted model, not a curated record. Gene Ontology annotation, biological process: flagellated sperm motility; axonemal dynein complex assembly. The transcript is spliced from 7 exons.